AUGUCCCAAUCUCAACCUCCUCAGGAUCCAAUCCCAAAUCGUCUAAAGGGAUUAGUAUCCAUCAUAACCGGAGCCGCGGGGAAUAUCGGCUUAGAAUCUGCUCGACGAUAUCUUCUCGAAGGCGCAAAAAUCGUUUUGGUCGACAUCAGUUCGCAGGGAUUGGCUCAGUCAAAAGAAGAGCUGAUUAAAGCGAUCAAAGAUUUGCCAGAUGGAGAGAGACUACAUCCGGAUGAUCUAAUCCUUACCGUUCAAGCGGAUGUCACAUCUGAAGAAGACGUUCAGCGAUACGUCGACGAGAGUAUCCUGAAAUUCGGGAAGCUUGAUAUUGCACUGUUAUGCGCGGGCAUUUCAUAUUCGUCGACGAGUAUUCUGGAUACGGACGUCGAGCAGUAUGAUAAAGUGAUGCAAGUGAAUUGUCGAUCCGCCUUCUUGGGCGUGAAGCACUGCGGACGAGCGAUGCGAGACUCUGGAAAUGGAGGAAGUAUCAUCCUAGUCUCUUCCAUUGCUGGUCUUCGUGCAACACCUGGUCUAUCGGCAUAUUCCACAUCCAAGUUUGCUCUUCGUGGUCUCUGUAUCACUGCAGCUGCAGAGCUGGGUCAGCACAAUAUCCGUGUGAACACGGUCCACCCGUGUGGUGUCAAUACACCCAUGUUUCUGGCCGCUUGGCCCGAAGAGAAAAUGAAAAGUAUGCUGGCUACUGUACCUCUUGGUCGAUGGGCGGAGGUUGCAGAUGUUGCGGCUUUGGUAUCGUUUUUGGGGAGUGCGGAUGCUCGAUUUAUGACUGGCGGUGCUUUGAAGGUUGACGGCGGUAUCGUGACGUUUUAG
Penicillium malachiteum is the source of this 825-nucleotide messenger RNA. RefSeq names its product SDR family NAD(P)-dependent oxidoreductase. Lineage: Eukaryota; Fungi; Ascomycota; Eurotiomycetes; Eurotiales; Aspergillaceae. Bases 1 to 825 code for a protein of 274 amino acids. The transcript is spliced from 2 exons. The record is from RefSeq and is a predicted model, not a curated record. Gene Ontology annotation, molecular function: oxidoreductase activity.